Fonsecaea multimorphosa CBS 102226 is the source of this 1041-nucleotide messenger RNA. RefSeq lists its product as uncharacterized. The transcript is spliced from 7 exons. The coding region runs from base 1 to 1041 and encodes 346 amino acids. NCBI's taxonomy places the organism in Eukaryota, Fungi, Ascomycota, Eurotiomycetes, Chaetothyriales, Herpotrichiellaceae. Gene Ontology annotation, molecular function: malate transmembrane transporter activity; thiosulfate transmembrane transporter activity; sulfate transmembrane transporter activity. Gene Ontology annotation, biological process: oxaloacetate transport; succinate transmembrane transport; phosphate ion transmembrane transport. The record is from RefSeq and is a predicted model, not a curated record.
AUGGCCAAGUCGAAGAAGCAAGGGCAGCCGUUCUGGCUUGGAGGUGCUGCAGCAUCAAUGGCUGCAUGUUUCAGUAUGCAUAUCCAGUUCCGUCUCGCUCCAGGGGAGAAAACAGCGCGACUGACGUCUCUUUUCAGCGCACCCGCUGGACCAGACGAAAUAGAUGCAAGUUAUGUCCACAAAGCAGAAUAUGCUGCGGACGAUGAUCCAAUUCGCAAGCAGAGAUGGUGCGUGAUCCAGUGCACGCACUUCGAUGACAAUCAACUCAUUCAGGUGGCAGGCAUUUCAUCGCUGUGGUGGGGGAUAUCGGCCUCGAUGCUUCGUCAAUCCACAUAUUCGACCGCGAGAUUCGGCCUUUAUAAUUAUUUUGCCGGGAUCGUCAGAGAGCGAACAGGGCAAACACGAUUACCCAGCUCGUGGGAGGUCGUCUGCGCAGGUACCGCGGGCGGUCUGGCCGGACUCAUCGGAAACCCCACAGAGGUUGCCUUGGUAAGGAUGUGUGCUGAUGGAGCAAGAUCGCCAAGUCAGCGAUUCGGAUAUAAUCAUGCCGUUGCCGCCAUUAUCAGGAUUGGCCGUGAAGAAGGAGUGCGGACCUUCAGCAGAGGUCUCGGUCCCAAUGUCGUCCGCAGUGUGAUAAUGAGUAAAUAUUCCGCAGCCAAGCGGCAGCUCCUUUCGGACCCUACAUUAGGCCUCAGUGAUGGAAUCUUCACUCACUUUCUGGCCUCUUUGCUUGCGGGGACAGUCGCAACAACUGCCUGCGCACCUGCCGAUGUUUUGAAGAGCCGGGUCCAAAAUGCAGUGGCUGUUGACGGGGUGAAACCAAGUGUAAGCAAGAUCAUCGUAGAAUCUUUGCGCAACGAGGGACCUGGGUUUUUGAUGAGAGGCUGGACUCCUGCUUGGCUGAGGCUGGCGCCAAACACAGUUCUCACUUUCGUCUUCAUUGAGCAGCUGCAGAAAUUGGUAAAUCUCUCAAGAGAUAUGAAGGCGGUCGAACCAGUCUCUGAUAUGGUGCCGGCACCUGCGUCCCGGCAGAAGAUUUAA